Drosophila navojoa is the source of this 772-nucleotide messenger RNA. RefSeq names its product sorbitol dehydrogenase. Gene Ontology annotation, biological process: D-sorbitol catabolic process. NCBI's taxonomy places the organism in Eukaryota, Metazoa, Arthropoda, Insecta, Diptera, Drosophilidae. The record is from RefSeq and is a predicted model, not a curated record. Gene Ontology annotation, molecular function: L-iditol 2-dehydrogenase (NAD+) activity; zinc ion binding.
ACCUAGUGCAACACCGUCUGGACAUUGCUAAGGAGCUGGGCGCCACUCAUACUCUGCUGCUGACGCGUGAUGAGAAAGCUGAGCAGGUCGUGGACUGUGUACGUCACACAAUGAUUGAGGACCCCGACAUAUCGAUUGACUGCUGUGGAGCAGAGAGCAGCACACGCUUGGCAAUCUUUGCUACACGAGCAGGAGGUGUUGUUGUUAUCGUUGGCAUGGGACCGCCUGAAAUGAAGCUGCCUCUAUUCAAUGCCCUGGCACGAGAAAUUGACAUUCGCGGUGUCUUCCGUUACUGCAAUGACUAUUCCGCUGCUUUGUCCCUGGUGGCCUCUGGAAGAGUAAAUGUAAAGCGGCUUGUGACCCACCACUUUGAUAUUCAGGAUACCCAAAAGGCAUUCGAUACAGCUCGUAAUGGCAAGGGCGGUGCCAUCAAAGUUAUGAUACAUGUUCAACCUAGGAAUACCAACAAUCCAGUGAGAUGUUAGAUUGUAGUAAGCUCUGGGUUCAGAAAAUAUGGUUUCGAAAAUAUGUAAUACGUAUAGUCAGAAAGAAUAAAUAUUUUGGUUUGGUGCAAAAUUUCAACUUUGUUCUUAGAGUGCUUCGUGUCGGCACUUUACACUUGGAGGAAAAUAGUUAAAAUGUCCAAUAUGCUGUACUGGCGGUUGUCUCAAUCUCUUUGCACCGACUCAUUUGUUAGGCUGGUUUCCUGCCGUUCAUUGGUUCCUAUGAUUCGUUACUUACAUGAAGAUAGAACUGAUCCCAAUUCUGAAUU